GAAGAAUAUUAUCUUGAACAAGAAAGUGACAACCAUUGACCAAUCAUCUGGUGAUGUCGUCGUGGUUACUUGUGACAACGGCGAGAUCUUCAACGCGUCACGGGUCCUGGUUACUGUCAGUUGCGCCAUACUACAAAACAAUGGAAUUGAAUUUAUACCAGAUCUUCCUGAUUGGAAAAUCAGAACUAUUAACCGAUUUCGCAUGGCGUCUUACAGCAAAAUAUACCUUAAAUUUCCUAUAAAUUUCUGGGGAGACCGUGAAAUAUUAUUACGUCCCAGCAACCACAGGGGACGGUAUCCGAUAUUUACAAAUUUUGAAGCAAAAGGUUUGUUUCCAGUCGGAACAAAUAUUUUAAUGGCAGAACUUACUGGUGCAGAGUCUCUACGAGUUGAGGCUCUGGCAGAUGAAGCCAUAAAAGCCGAAAUCGAAACUGUGCUACGUGAAAUAUUUGGCGAGGAUACACCAAACGCAACGGAUAUACUCGUAUCUGGUUGGUCGCGAAAUCCCCUGACUUUAGGAGCAUAUUCUAUUUGGCCACCCGAAAUGGAGCAGGAAUGCUUCGUAAAGAUGCAAUCACGGGUAAAUAAUGUCUUUUUUGCCGGAGAAUAUACCAGUGAAGAUAAUGGUUUUGUUCAAGGUGCCCUCGAAAGUGGAGAAAGAGAAGGGAUUAAGAUCACCUUGUGUCGGAAUAGAAGCUCAUGUCCGCAUUGGCCUGCCAAUCAAUCUUGUUUUUGUGGCCCGCUAAUCAAUCUUGACCAUAAUACCGCGACGAUGAUAGCCGUAAAAUACAAACUAUUAUUCAUUUCAUUAUUAAUAUUAUUUACAAUAAAUGUGUUUGAUACUAUAGGCCUACAUAUACUCUAGAUUUAAAUGUUUGUAUCUUAUGUACACCCCAUUGGCGGCGGGAUGUUUUUCAAAGUUGGGGGCGGGGGGCAUUUCAUAAAGUCCAGUAUGCGAUCGAAGUGAGCAUUUACGCUGGGGGCCAGGGGGACGCCAAGCACCCCCGAUAGGGGUAUUUGACGAAAUUUUGUGAAUUUUAUUAGUUUUUUUCAUAGGCAUCUAGCUACACUGUAAUAUGACUUAAUUUCCAGUGGCGCAUCCAGGAAACCAAAAUAGAGGUGGCCCGAGGGGUACUUUCACAGAUGGAGGAUCUAUACCAUCCCAGCCACGAUAGUUCCGAAAAGAAUUGUUUUAAACUACUGUGUUUUUUUUAUGUGUACAUGUUACGUCUCAUAGGAUCGUCUUUGGAGUUCCUUUCAACUAUAGAAUUUUCUCAAUAUUUGUUGAAAUAUUGUUUAAAAAAGCUUUGUAUUUUUAUGGUCAUAAGGCUGAACCAUUCAAUUAAUGAAGAGCGUGUGAGGAGUUGGGAAGGAGAGGUAGGUUCUAGCCUGACAAAUUUACAAUAAAGAGUAAAGCAUUAAGGCAA
Molecule: messenger RNA, 1427 nt
Organism: Anneissia japonica
Lineage: Eukaryota; Metazoa; Echinodermata; Crinoidea; Comatulida; Comatulidae
Product: polyamine oxidase 1-like
Exons: 2
Molecular function (GO): oxidoreductase activity
Source: RefSeq, a predicted model, not a curated record